AUGGGAUUUGAGGGAGGAGGAGAUGCCACAGAGUGGACCUCCUGGUUCAAUGUGGACCACCCAGGAGGCGAGGGCGACUUCGAGAGCCUGGAGGCCAUCCGCUUCUACUACCGUGAGCGUGUAUGCCCACGGCCCCUGGCGCUGGAGGCCCGAACCACUGAGUGGGAGCUCCCCUGGGAUGUGGGUGAGCGGGUCCACUCCAGCCCCAGCAAGGGCUUCUGGUGUCUCAACCAGGAGCAGGCCGAGGGCAAGACUUGCUCCAACUACCACAUCCGCUUCAAGUGUCCACUGGAAGCCACCUGGAAUGAGUGGGGGGUCUGGGCCCCCUGUUCGAAGAGCUGCGGGGGAGGCCGUCGCCUUCGCCGCCGGACCUGCAGUAUAUCCAGCAAGAAGUCGGCUUGUGUCGGACACCCCACGGAAGUGCAGAAGUGCAUCCAGAGACCCUGCUCAGGGUGCCAGCUGAGCUGUGCCACAGGGGUGCCCAGCGAAGACUGCAGCACUUGUGUCUGUGAGGGACAUACCAUCGUGGGGACCAUCCUCACUCCAGCAGGGGUGGCUCUGCCUGAAGCCCGGGUGACCCUGAAGGGGCGUCCCCGGGCUGUCCUGGCCACGAGCGACCACCGGGGAAGUUUCCGUGUGUCGGGUGUCUGUUCCGACAGCCGGGCCAACAUCAGUGUGCAGCUGGAGGGCUUUGCUCCGGGCACCUCCCAGAUCGUCUCCAAUGGCUCCACCGUGGCUUCUGUGAAGGUCAUCCUCCGGAGAGUAGAGAAGCCCUAUCUCGUGAAGCACCCCGAGUCCAAGGUGCGAGAGGCCGGUCAGCAUGUGACUCUCUGCUGCAAAGCCCUGGGCACCCCCGUUCCCAAAAAAUAUUAUUGGUACCACAACGGGAGCCUCCUGGACAGGACGGCCUACAAGUAUGACAGCAGCCUGAUCCUGAGGCACCUGGAAGCUCAGCAGGCUGGCACGUAUCACUGCAAAGCCAGCAGUGAUGCUGGGGCCAUCCGGUCCUCAGCCGCUUACCUGACUGUGAUAGGCAAAGGGCAACCUGCCUGUGAUCCCCGGCCCCAAGAGCACCUCAUCAAGUUGCCCAAGGACUGUCUGCAAGCUGCCACGGGCUCCCACUACUACAACGUGGGCCGCUGCCCGGACAGCAAGUGUCCCGGAAAGCAAGAAUCCAGCCCACAGUGCCGGGAUAGUUCUGACCGCUGCUGCGCAGUGCGCCGCAUGGAGCUGAGGGAGAUCCAGUGCCCCGGCUAUGUCUUGCCCGUCAAGGCAGUGGCCGAGUGUGGCUGUGAGAAAUGCCCGGUGCCCAAAAUCCUCGUCCGCGGGCGGGUGACGGCGGCAGACACAGGGGAGCCCCUGCGUUUCGCCCAGGUCUUCCUGGGGAAAGAAAAGAUUGGCUUCACUGGCUACCAGGGGACCUUCACCAUCGAGGUGCCCCCAGACACAGAGCGGCUGGUGGUCCAGUUCGUCGAUCCGCUGCAGAGGUUUGUGGACACGGUCAAGGUCUUCCCCUUUGACCCACGGGGGGGUGCCGUGUACCAGGAGGUCAAGGUCAUGAGGAAGAAGGCGCCCGUGACCCUAGAUCCCACCCAGCUUAACAGGAUCCCCCUCGGGGAGGUGGAGGGGGCUGAGCUCGUGGGCGAGGUGGUGAUCCCUCCCCUCUCCUUCCGCCGGGCCGACGGGGAGGUGUACCGGGGACCAGUGCGGGCCAGCCUCACCUUCCUGGAUCCCCGCGACCUCCCCACGGCCGCCGCCGCCUCCAGCGACCUGAGCUUCGUCGAUGCCAACGGGGAGGCCGCGCCACUCAGGACCUACGGCAUGUUCUCGGUGGACCUGCGGGCCGAGGGCUCCAAUGAGGUCCUGCAGACUGGCCGGGUGGAGGUCCGCAUGGAUGCGGGCCAGAUCCAGAUGCCGGAGCAUGCCCAGACGAUGAAGCUCUGGUCCUUGAACCCCGAGACGGGCUUCUGGGAAGAGGAGAGUGACUUCCGCCCGGCCCCGCGGGCCCGGGGCAAACGGGAGGAGCGGACCUUCUUGGUCGGGAACCUGGAGAUCCGGGAGCGGCGUCUCUUCAAUUUGGACGUGCCAGAGCCCCGCCGCUGCUUUGUGAAGGUCCGGGCCUACAUCAAUGACAAGUUCGCCCCCAAUGAGCAGCUGGAAGGGGUGGUGGUCAGCCUGAUCAACCUGGAGCCCAUGGCCGGCUUCUCUGCCAACCCCCGGGCCUGGGGCCGCUUCGACAGCGCCAUCACAGGCCCUAAUGGAGCCUGCCUCCCUGCCUUCUGCGACAGCCAGCGGGCAGAUGCCUACACGGCCUACAUCACGGCAGCCCUGGGUGGAGAGGAGCUGGAGCCGGCGGCCUCGAGCCCGCGCCUCAACCCCAGCGCCGUGGGCGUCUCCCAGCCCUACCUAGGCAAGCUGCAGUACCAGCGGACGGACCACGACGACCCGAACUUGAAAAGAAAUGCGUUCCGCAUCAACCUGGCCAAGCCCAACCCCAACAACCUGGACGAGAUCAACGGUCCCCUCUACCCCUACAGCGGGCUGCGCGAGUGUGAGGAGGCUCCUGUCUCUGCCAACCACUUCCGUUUCUCCCGGGUGGAGGCGGACAAGUACGAGUACAACGUGGUGCCCUUCCGGGAGGGAGACCUGACGUCUUGGAGCGGGGAUUACCUCUCCUGGUGGCCCAACCCACAGGAGUUCAGGGCCUGCUUCAUCAAGGUCAAGAUCCAGGGUCCCCAGGAGUACAUGGUCCGGUCCCGGAAUGUAGGGGGCAGUCACCCCCGGACGCGGGGCCAACUGUACGGUCUGCGGGACACCCGCAGCGUGCGGGACCCAGAACGGUCCAACACUUCGGCCGCCUGUGUGGAGUUCAAAUGCAGCGGCAUGCUCUUUGACCAGAGCCUGGUGGACCGCACGCUGGUGUCCCUCAUCCCCCAGGGCAGCUGCCGCCGGACGGCCGUCAACGGCCUCCUAAGGGAGUACCUGAGCCGCCACCCUCCCGGGCCUCCCGACACCGACGACCUCUCGGCCUUCGAUAUGCUGGCCCCCGUCGACCCGCUGGGCCACAACUACGGCAUCUACACUGUCACCGACCAGAACCCCCGGCUGGCCAAGGAGAUCGCCAUCGGCCGCUGUUUCGACGGCACCUCUGACGGUUUCUCACGAGAGAUGAAGGCUGACGUGGGCACGGCCAUCACCUUCCACUGCCAGGAGCGGCCCGCCGGGCGCCAGAGCCUCUUCCGCCGCCUGCUCACCUCGCCCGCUGAUACCCUAGCAGAGAUCCGCCGCGAGAUGAGCGGCAGCGAGACGGGCGGCAACGAGCAGCGACGCGGCCCGGCUGGGGCAGUGGCCUUCCCUGUGGCUCUCAGGAACCCGCUCCCCUCCCAAACCCGCCGAGCCCUUGGUGGCCGGCGGAGGGUAGAAGCUCUCCGGGCCCGGCAGUGAGUUGACCCCUGGCCUGGGGACCCCAUUCCCCCCCACCCCCGCCAGUCUCCCCGUGCUGCUCCCUACCUCCUGGGAUCCCCACCUCCUUGAAUUCUCCCUUCCCACCCUGCAGGGCCCCUUGCUUAUUGCUUUGGAAAAAACUGGUUUCUCCCCAGGGGGGUGCCUCCAGGACCCCCAGGACACUCCACGAUCCCCAGCCAGAACCAGAGACCCCCAUCUCCAGUAUCUCCACCAGGAAUCGAGAGCUUCCUGGGCACCCUGUCCCCGGCCCCAGCGAAACGGGCGAGGUCUUUUCACCAGAGUGAAGUGCUCUGGUGCUUUUCACCAGAGUGAACUGGUUUCUCUCUCUUUCUCCCUCUCUCUUAAAAAUUUUUUGGCUCCGUUGGGGUUCUUUGUUUUAUAACCAGUAAGAGACAUUUCUUCUUGGCUUCACCCCCGGCAUCUCCUCCUGCCUCUCCACUCCAGCUCCCACUGCCGGGGCUCCUACCCUACCCUGCAGCCUCUCUGGGCCUGGUAAGUGGGCUAGCCCUUGCUUAGCUCUCUCUGCCAGCCGUGGGGCUGCUCGGAGUCUCAGACCUGUGCUUACUUCUUCCUUGGCUCUUCCCGCGCUCUGCCUCUAGUGCCCCCUCCCGCCAUCUGCCAGGCCAGAGUGGCUCAUAUGGUUCACUGACCACUAGGAUUGGGUUCCCAUCAGUCCAGUUUGGAAAGGCCCAGGAGACAAGCUGCGGGGGGGAGGUCAGUUGAGAAAAGGAACGGAAUCGACGGGAAACAGACUCCCCACCCACCCCGUUCGACAGUGACUUUGAAUCACUUUAAUGGGUUGAAAUCAGAGAAAGCCACUGUCGCUCUAAGGAAAUUCGGGCCCGGAGGAUCAGGGUUAGGGAUCAAGGGGCAGGUCCUGUUCAAGGCACAGCCUCAACCACUAGAGCUCAAGGGAGCGUCUCCUUGCAGCGGUAGCAGUAAUCAGGCUGAUUGUGUGCUUUGAAACGGGCCUAUGUCUCUCCAGUAGGUGGCAGUGGAGAGCGGCU
Messenger RNA from Ornithorhynchus anatinus (platypus), 4472 nucleotides. It is a transcript of the gene CILP2, whose product is annotated as cartilage intermediate layer protein 2. The transcript is spliced from 7 exons. Bases 1 to 3444 code for a protein of 1147 amino acids. The record is from RefSeq and is a predicted model, not a curated record. Lineage: Eukaryota; Metazoa; Chordata; Mammalia; Monotremata; Ornithorhynchidae.